This is a messenger RNA of Miscanthus lutarioriparius, 438 nucleotides long. The record is from the annotation of a GenBank genome assembly. NCBI's taxonomy places the organism in Eukaryota, Viridiplantae, Streptophyta, Magnoliopsida, Poales, Poaceae.
AUGGCGGCUGCCUGCUGCAGCAGAGGCGGCGGCGGGAGGAGGAAAGGAAUGGAGCCGGCCCCGGGAUCAGCGGCGCGUGAGCUGCAUUGCGGUGCGGCGCGAGAUCCCGAGCCCGCGGCCGAAGUGGGGAAAAACCCUAGCGCCCGUACGGCCGCCGCAGCGCGUGGCUCUGUCAGGCGGCACGGCAGGCGGAGGCGAGGACUGGACACUGGACGGAGGAGUGAGGAGGAGGAGAGCAGGGGCCGAGGCGGACGUGGUCAAGACGUGAAAGUUGAAGAGGUGCGGGUGGCGAUGGGCGACGGCUUUGGAUUCCUCCUUGCUCUCGGGAUCGGGCCGUCCGACUACUUCCAGUUGCAGUUGGUGUGUGGACUGCAAUUCUGCAAACGAUUUUGUUUUCCUUUUUUACUUCGUUUUACGGUAAGCCAGGCUCAGUGCUAA